This is a messenger RNA of Brienomyrus brachyistius, 6987 nucleotides long. RefSeq names its product nucleus accumbens-associated protein 2. Lineage: Eukaryota; Metazoa; Chordata; Actinopteri; Osteoglossiformes; Mormyridae. The transcript is spliced from 6 exons. Gene Ontology annotation, molecular function: DNA-binding transcription factor activity, RNA polymerase II-specific; protein binding; RNA polymerase II cis-regulatory region sequence-specific DNA binding. The record is from RefSeq and is a predicted model, not a curated record. The coding region runs from base 301 to 2088 and encodes 595 amino acids. Gene Ontology annotation, biological process: regulation of transcription by RNA polymerase II.
GUGAAUGAUGUCAGGGGGGAGCGCAGCUCGGUCGCCGUCCUUGUGAGCUGCAAUCACUUCCUGGAUAGGGAAAGAGAGACAGAGAGAGAGAGAAAGAGAGAGAGAGAGAGAGAGACGGCGGAGAUCGGUCGGGCCGGCGAGCGAGGUGAGACAGGGGCCUGGUCGGACGCGGACCCUGCGAACUUUGCAUCCGGAGAAACACCGCAUCGUCCCGGUGGAGCAGAUUUUAUGGAUGAUAAAUACAACGGCGGUUGGUCCUUGAGCUGGCCGUGUUUCCUGUGAAGCCCCAAAGUCACCGCCAUGUCCCAGCUGCUGCAUGUGGAGAUCCCCAACUUCGGCAGCACGGUGCUGGGCUGCUUAAAUGAGCAGCGGCUGCAGGGCCAGCACUGCGACGUGUCCAUCGUGGUGAAGGGGCACGCCUUCAAGGCGCACCGCGCCGUUCUGGCCGCCAGCAGCCUCUACUUCCGCGACCUCUUCAGCGGCAGCUCCAAGGCGCAGUUCGAGCUGCCGUCGUCGGUGGCGCCCGCCUGCUUCCAGCAGCUGCUGUCCUUCUGCUACACGGGCAAGCUGACCAUGGCGGCCAGCGAGCAGCUCGUGAUCAUGUACACGGCAGGCUACCUCCAGAUCCAGCACAUCGUGGAGAAGGGUAUGGACCUGGUGUUCAAGGCUAACUCCCCGCACUGUGACUCGCAGACAGCAGCCGCCGAGGACCCGGGUUCCGAGCCGCAGAGUCCCAGCAACAAUGCCACGCCCACUGGCGCGCUGGGGCCCCCGCCCGCAUGGUCGCCCGCCACCACGGGUGCACGCCGCAUCAAGCUGGAAGGGAGUGAAACCACACUUAGCCAGCAGGGGCUGGGUGGCGGCAAAGGGGUACGGCUCACGCGGGGUCCUUCCAUCUUCUACAGUUCUGCGGGAGUUGCAGGGGGCGGGGCCACCGCCGCCAUCUUUUCAGGGGCGCAGCCCUACCCCCUGACCGCAGGCGAGCGCUGCAGUCCAGGGGCCUCCAGCCUGCCCGCCACUGACAGCCCCACCUCCUACCAGAACGAGGACGAGGAGUUCGAGGAAGAGCCAUACGAUGGCAUGACAGAGGAGGGUUACGGGCAGAUCUACAGCCGAACAGCCAACCAUUACGGCAUCCAGGAGAAGCCGGAUGUGGCCGGCAUGGCAGUGUCCCUGGAGGGCCGCUCCUGCGUGCUGAUUCGCCGGGACCAGGUGGCACUCCCCGCGAGCCUCGUCAGCCAGAUCGGAUACCGCUGCCACCCCAAGCUCUACACUGAGGGCGACCCGGGAGAGAAGCUGGAGCUGGUGGCAGGUACAGGAGUCUUCAUGACCCGAGGGCAGCUGAUGAACUGCCACCUGUGUGCCGGCAUCAAGCACAAGGUGCUGCUUCGCCGCCUGCUGGCUACCUUCUUUGACAGGAACACACUGGCUAAUAGCUGUGGGACAGGUAUCCGCUCGUCCACCAGUGACCCCAGCAGGAAGCCUCUGGACAGCCGUGUGCUUAAUGCUGUCAAACUGUACUGUCAGAACUUCGCCCCCAACUUUAAAGAGAGUGAGAUGAAUGUGAUUGCGGCGGACAUGUGCACCAACGCGCGGCGCGUCAGAAAGCGCUGGCUUCCCAAGAUCAAGUCCAUGCUGCCCGACGGGAUGGAGGUGUAUCGGGUGGGGGCCGCUGCUGUGGGCCUAGGGCUGGCGCUGGGCAGUGCUCAGGUGGGCCUGCCUCUGCCCUACGAGUCCGACUUCAAGCCACUAUCAGGCCUGGCCUUCGAGCGUGAGCUCUACGCCGACCGCAAGGAAGCGCUCAGAACUCACCUGCAGCUGGGGGCAGGCAGCCCUGGCACCGAGGCUGCCGCCACCCCGGGGGCGGAGCCUGAACUGGGCGGGCCCCAGGUCGGGGAGGAGGAGCCGGAGGAGGCGGUGGAGGAGGAAGAAGAGGAGGAGGAACCCCUUUUGGAGAAUUCAGAGACGACGGCGGCAGCACCUUUUGGUCCCAGGAAUGAGUUGGCGGGAGGUGGCAAGUCUCCCACACCCAAGGGACAGCAAGUAGAGGAGUUUGAGGAGGGGGUGCUGCGAAUAAAUGGCCAGUGACACAUCACCCCACCCCACCCCCUUCAGAGCUUUAUAUACAAGAACACAUACACACACGCACACACACACACAGUUUCGCAGGGCAGACAUAGGCAUUGCUAGACAGGGCAUGCAUUGAUUCAGCACUACUGAUAAAGGGAAGCUCAUUAUCUCAUCGUUAAGAAAAAGCGCACCUGUCAGUUUCAGUAACGUAUACAUGACUGACGCCGCCUGAUUGGUACUUUUAACCGGCCCAAAUUUAAAACUAGGAAACCAUGGAAUAAGUACUAAUUUGCGAGAGCUCGUGGUAUAUCAAGUUGUUUUUUUCAACGAAAGAAAAUGAAACACAUCGGUGACCCGGGAAUUUAAAGUCAAUGUUCAACAUAAAGAGGCUAUAUUUUUCUAUAGCGAUGAGGGAAAAAGUGGGGUCUAUUUUUUGUGCGAUUAAUACUAGAAAUCCGAUUGAAUGUUAAAAUAUGAGCUAAUAGGCGGAUUAUUCCACGAGAUAUCUUACACAUCUAAACAACCCAAACUAAGGGAGGAAAAAGAACGAAUCGAACUUUCUUGGGUAUUUUUAACAGCAAUGUGUAAUUGCUAAAAAGUAAAGUGGAAGCGAUUGAAACCCCCGGAAAGAAUCGGGCUUCCUAAGGCUGACAGGGUAACGCAUUGCCUGUGUUUUCCCGGCGGCGAGCCCACACCUGCACGGACGCUUCUCCCGAUGCCUGCAGAUGCACGGCCUGCACAAAGGACGGCGCCCCCUGCAGGUAGCCCACGGAGAAGGGCGCGUGCCAUCGCGGUGCCCCGGCGCACGCACCAACCGCUUGCAUGCCCAACGAAUAGAGAAGUAAAGCAACCAAGCCGCUACGGCAUCCGCAAAAAAACAGAAACAACUAAAGCGCUUCUGCUGCCUGAAGACGUAUCAUUAAGAGUCUUAGAACAGAUGUUUUUUUUCCCCAAAAACCUUGGAUCCGACGGGGGUGAAUUAAGGAUAUGGGGGGCAUGGGGAAUAUUGUUACUGUGUCACUGGGGUGCAGCGCUGGUUGGUUGGAGUCUCACCUACUGCAUCCACGCCGGAGGCUCAAGAAUCUAUGCCAACUUUUGUUAUUGUAUUAAAUGGGAAACAGACAGCCGCAAUGUAACUUCUGCUAGCUUUUCGCAUUUGCACUCGAAGAUGGCGUGAUGUUUGAUGGGGAUCAAUAAGACAACUCUUUGGGACAUGAGCACCGGCAAUGUUUUGCCUACUUUCCUCUUAACCCGGCUUCUUGGGAUGGAUAUAUAUAUAUAUUUCUUUGGAUGGGGCAUCAGUAAUAAGGAGGCGCGCUGCAUUCGUACGUUUGUCGCCUUUUUUAUUUGUGUCCCACGACGAUGUAUAAAAAGAUCUUGAAAUAGUAGGAGAAGGAAUGGUCCUUAUUUUAAGCCUAACGUUACAUGUUUGGGAAGCCCACAACAAAGAGCCAGAUAUUUCUAAAUCGGCGAGACAUUUCAUAACGUCCGAAAAUACGUAGAAACUUAAAUAGAAAUUAAUAGAAAAAUAUUUUAAAUCACCUUGUUCCGAAUUUGAAAAGCACGUAUGCUAUUUAAAGUUUUGGUAAAUGUGUGCCAUAACAGACUAAGCGCCUGUUUUAUACUAUUUAAAAUAUAUUUCCGAUUUUUUUCUGAUUGGGAACUAGCCUAUAGAGAGUCCUGUUUCUGUGAAAUGGAGUGGCAGGGUUUUAAUUGCACUAAAAGCAUCAGAAACUGUUUACAGGAAUCGUGAUUUUUUUUUUUUUUAGAGAGGUGUUUGCAGUCUGAGGUUUGUUAGCCUGAGAACAAUCAGAAGAGCCCAUACUCAUUAAGAGUUCUGGUUUCUGAGUGGUUACGGGAACAGUGAUGGUUUGGAAAGGAUGGAAGAAUGGACCUCUCCCUCCCUUCUAAAUGAAGCCAUUUGCAGUUAUGGGGUCUGUGUGGCAGCCUUGAAAUGGCUGCCAAGUGUCUUCCGUUGUUAAAAAGCACCGGCCCUCGAUGUCCUGAACCUUCAGUGAGUGGCUAUAUCAGCCCUGCUGUAUUUUUACCCAGAUAGUUAAAUAUUUUGCACUUUCUGCUUUGCAUAACAGUCCUGCAGUCCGCUCCAGCCCAGAUGUGGAAGGUAAUCUGCACGCAGUGUUAUUUUAAAGGGGAGGCUCUGUCGGGGCAGGUUCUGUGUACUGUGUAGUUACCUGUUGUCUGGAAUGGGAGGCCGCACUCCCCUUUAACGCUGACUCGAGUUUUCAUAUUGUGAUGAGCCUGGUGGUAUCGCCUUUGUGUUCUUUUUUUUUUACUGUAGCAUGGUUUUGAGAAAGUGCAAGGCUGAGUAAGAAAGUGCCUUAUAUUUUUUGGAUUUUGAAUCUGCUUGUGGGAAGAUCUGUUCUCCACAAUAUCCAAUUGCUGCCAUUCCGCCCUUUUUAAACAAAAUCCAAAAGACGCGUUUUAGGCCUAAACUCGUAUAAGAUGAAAUGACACUUCUAAUUACAAGAAAGGCCUGCUUUCAGCACGUAAAGAGGCCUGUCUGUGUUCUUAAAACAUCCUAUUCAGCAGUGCAAAAAGAAUGCACUUUCAACACCUUGAUUUAAUGCCAACCCAAUGAAACAAAACCACAGAAGUUAAUUAUGUAUUUUAUUUUUCAGAUGGGCAAACUCAUAUAGGUCAAUGUAGGAGAUAGAUCUCUGGGGGUUAAAACAGACAUAUUAGUGGUUUGGUGGAUCAAAUUGCUUUCAAAAACAGAAAGAUAACAGAAUCCUGGUUUAAUGUAUCAUUUCAAUGACGUGUCGUGGUUGUGCUGACGAGCAUGUCUUCUUUAUUUAAGUCUUAUGUCAUAAUGUUGAGUGGUGGGGGAGGGCGUUGACAAAAAAAGACAGACCAAAUUUUAUUUGCACUUACAUCAAGGAGCGAUGGACACUAAAGCACUAGUGGAGUAACCAUCCCCAAACAAGGUCACUCUUAGUUAAUUCUGGAGGUUGCCUUUCUUUUUCGGGCCUUUUAAGCCUGCAAAUUGAUUUGUGUGCCUUUUCUGCAUUGUUUUGCUUGUUUUUUCUAAACUUUUAAUUAAUAGUAGGCAGUAGUGAACUAAAAAGUUUUUUUUUUAUUUGCUACGGUGUCUUUUAUGAAAACUUCAGUCUGAUGAUUGAAAAGUCGAUGAUGUUGCACUAGAAUUUAAGAAUAGAUAUGUGAAUGUUGGCGCUGAACGGGGGUCGACGAUUUUUUUUACCCGCAUCGUUCCCUUUCUAUAACGUCUUCAGAGUUGUGAGGUUUUAAACAGGGUUUAAAUGUAUAAAAAUGUUGUUUUCACCAAAAUGAGACCACUGUGUUUUUGCAGAGAACGGCACUAACAUACCUGUCAUAGAGUGAAGGUUUUGAGUGUUGGAAAGAACAGGUGAAACGUGUGUAAUUUUUGUAAAAGCGGACGUACUUAUGUAAAUGUGCCUGGUACAACCCAGGCUGAAGCCCUUUGUCAGUCACGGGGGAAGAGCAAACGUAACGUGAUGCUUCCUUGGCUCGUUGUUAUGGGAAACCCCUCAGGACACAGCAAUACCAAAUCGCUUUUAAUGAUCUUGUUAUUCCUGGAUGGGGAAUUCAGAGUCCGUCUCACUGGGCUUUUCAGGCAGUGAUGCUGACGUGUGUUAUCACAUUGUAUGUGUGUAUAUUUUGCUGUCUGAGAAUGGAUGUGAUCGCCGUCGCACGGUGCUGUUGGCUCGGAAUUUGUUUUGUGCCGCCAAGCGCUCAACCGUCCACUGCAAGCCAGUUCAAUGAUAAAUUUUUCACGCCAUCGAGCAUCGGCCCAUUUUGGCAAUGCAUCGUACGCAGACUACAGACGUCAUCCGGCGUAAUUUCACCCACUGAACCAGCUGCGUUUAGGCUGGUUGGUUGGACCUCAGUGUCCACUAGGCUGAAAUGUGUGGCACCAUCCACCAUUGUGUGCUGUAAUGCAGACGGCCUUUGCAUGCUGAAUCUGGGGGGGGGGGGGGGGGGGGCGGAGUGAGGACAGUCCCAGGGAACAGCCUUCAAAGUCACAUGGUCAAGAGCAUGGACAAAUAGGAGAUGAGCCUUUAAGCGUUAUACAGGAAGGCUGUUCCUGCCACAGGAAUGCUUUGCUAAGCCCAAGCUUCAUGUCAAACACCUGUGGCACCCAGUUCCAGCCUUUCCUGGUCCUCCUCAGUUUUCUAUAAACUUUUUUUUUUGGUCAUCAGUUUAUCAUCAUCUGCUUGAGUCUGUGAACAAUGAUAAGGAGGUCUGCACUGUAGAGACUGAUUUACUCAAAUUUAAUUAUUAUUGUUAUUUGUGCUUGACUGAUGCUUUUGCACAGUGAAACUUAUGGUUUUACCCAUUUAUGCAGCUGGAUAUUUUACUGGAGUACAACAAAAAAAUAAAUAAAUAAAUCUUGGGCUCUUGGCAGUCUAGCAGCUUUUGGUUUAAGAUGCCUGUGUCCCGAACUACCAUACUGGCAGCUGUCCUAGGUGACCAGAUGAGCAGACCCCUGGGAACAGAAGAGAGAGUCUUUGUAGUUCAUACUUUGUGAGCCUCGCGGUCCAGGAGGACCAGAGACACAUUUGCUCAGCUUUGCGGCCCCGCAACAUCCAGGAAGACGGAAGUUCCGGUAUUUGCGAUGGCUGGUGGCAGGAGGAGAGCGAACUCUUUACAAAGAACGACAGCUUUACAAAAUAAAUGCGCCUUUUAACGCAAGCAAAAAAAAAAAAAAGCAAGACGCCACUGUUGAUGUUAUAGAAUAUCUGUUUCUUUUACUCCAAUAUUUGGGAUGUUUCUCUCUACUUCAGUUAUCAGAGAGUAAAUAACCAAACCUUGUCUAAUUUAGUUAUGGGUGACAUUGUGUAGUUUCAGUACCUGUUCAUUUUUUUUCCAAACGCAAUACUGAUGAAUUUGCUCUCUCUAAUAAAACUCAUCAUUUCA